Messenger RNA from Annulohypoxylon maeteangense, 2152 nucleotides. RefSeq names its product Pkinase-domain-containing protein. Gene Ontology annotation, cellular component: cAMP-dependent protein kinase complex; nucleus. Gene Ontology annotation, biological process: peptidyl-serine phosphorylation. The transcript is spliced from 5 exons. The record is from RefSeq and is a predicted model, not a curated record. Bases 561 to 1979 code for a protein of 472 amino acids. Gene Ontology annotation, molecular function: cAMP-dependent protein kinase activity; ATP binding. NCBI's taxonomy places the organism in Eukaryota, Fungi, Ascomycota, Sordariomycetes, Xylariales, Hypoxylaceae.
AUUUCCCUUGUUGAAAUUUAUCGGAGAAAAAAGAACCUGCCCUGAGCGCAAAUGCUGAAGUGACUCAAUUGAUUGGUUCAAUUGGAUCGAACUGCAUAUAACUCUCUUUGUAUGAGCGCAACGCAUUAUUCGACUUUUAGGAAAGAGUGAAUUUGGGCUCUUUGGAAGGAUCGAUUAUCUUAUUGCUAAAACAGAUAACUUCAAGCCACAUUUUCAUAAUCUAGGUCAACUGCUUCCAGCCUUUUCAAAACCUUCCGCGCCCAUCACCUUCCUUCCGAUAUCACAACGAAGGAGCGUCGUAUAUCACCAAAAUCCAAACCAUUCCUCUUUCCACCUAUUAUCGCUAUACCUACCUAGAUACAUAUCUAGACACCGUCUAGCUGCCACAUAUUUACUACCUACCGAGAAUCGUGAAGUUGCAGACCACGUAAUUCGCAUCGCCAUUCAAUACUAUUUACUGGCCUGCUCUUAUCCGAGUCGGCUUUUGCGGUGGCACGAAUAUCUUUACUCGUCAAUCUUUUCGAGGGUCUAGUCCCUCAAUUUCCUAGACAUCAUAUCAUAUGCCGACGUUAGGAUUCCUGAAGAAGAAGCGGACGAAGGAGGAGAAGCCUGACCCUUCUUCCUCCAGCCAACCUACAAGUCCGAUUACACCGGUCACCCCGACGUCCGCAAGGACUUUCGAGUCGAAUUCGCUCACUACCAUACCUACUCAUAGCACAGCCGCCACGAGCGCAAGACCUUCUCAAUCACAACCUACAACCAAGAAUAGUCAGGAAGCGCUAGCUUCUGCUGGUGGGGGGUCGCAAAUGAAUCCGCAGGCAGUCUACCCAACUGCUGCGUAUGGGCUCCCGCCUACCGCGAGCCCCGCGCAGGCCGGAACACCGCAAAAUUUACCGAGUAUCAACAACCUAAUCAACCUACCACAGAAUGACGGUCAUCACGCGGCACCUCCGUCGCAACACCAAUCGCACCAAUCGCAACACAUUCAACCUGCAGCUGCGGAGGUCAGGGUGACAAAGGGCAAAUAUUCGCUUGGCGACUUUGAUCUGCUCCGUACUCUUGGCACGGGAAGUUUCGGACGCGUUCAUCUAGUACAAUCGAAGCACAACCAACGAUUCUACGCCAUCAAGGUCCUGAAGAAAGCCCAAGUCGUCAAGAUGAAACAAGUCGAACAUACCAACGAUGAGCGGCGGAUGCUUGGGGAGGUUAAACACCCGUUCCUCAUCACGUUGUGGGGUACCUUCCAAGACCCGAGGAACUUGUAUAUGGUUAUGGAUUUUGUUGAGGGUGGUGAAUUAUUCUCUCUGCUGAGGAAAUCAGGCCGAUUUCCAAACCCGGUCGCCAAAUUCUAUGCCGCGGAAGUCACUCUGGCACUUGAAUAUUUGCAUUCGAGAAAUAUCAUUUACAGAGAUUUGAAACCAGAAAAUCUACUGCUGGACCGUCACGGACACCUCAAAAUAACAGAUUUUGGCUUCGCGAAAAGAGUUCCGGAUAAGACAUGGACAUUGUGUGGAACUCCGGACUAUCUAGCCCCAGAAGUCGUUUCCAACAAGGGUUACAACAAAUCAGUUGACUGGUGGUCUCUAGGCAUCUUAAUCUACGAGAUGCUCUGCGGCUAUACACCAUUUUGGGACGGCGGCUCACCCAUGAAGAUUUACGAAAAUAUCUUAAGAGGAAAGGUGAAGUAUCCGGCAUAUGUUCACCCUGACGCCCAGAAUUUACUCGAGCUUCUUAUUACUCCUGAUCUGACCAAACGACUGGGAAAUCUGUUUGGCGGGUCGCAAGAUGUGAAGAACCAUCCGUGGUUCCAGGAAGUCACAUGGGAUAGGUUAUCAAGGAAAGAUAUCGAUGCCCCAUACACACCUCCCGUCAAGGCCGGUGCCGGCGACGCAAGCCAAUUUGACCGAUAUCCCGAAGAGACGGAGAAAUAUGGCCAGUCUGGAAAUGACGAGCACGGCUACCUUUUCCCCGAUUUCUAGUAAGUCGACAAAUCGUCCCGCAAGCGCGACUAGGAGAGGUACGCCUUGCUGUAUCCAUAGAUCUGGGCCAUCACAGCUGGGUUAGAUUUGGAUAGGCGAAGAUACGACAUUGGUAGCUUUGCAUUUUUUACAGACGUCCUAAAAGGACGUGGUGAUAAGGACCCCUAGAAGUA